Molecule: messenger RNA, 1577 nt
Organism: Magallana angulata
Lineage: Eukaryota; Metazoa; Mollusca; Bivalvia; Ostreida; Ostreidae
Product: telomerase Cajal body protein 1-like
Exons: 11
Coding region: 6-1562 (518 amino acids)
Biological process (GO): Cajal body organization
Cellular component (GO): Cajal body
Molecular function (GO): protein binding; RNA binding
Source: RefSeq, a predicted model, not a curated record
AGGACAUGGAGCUCAAUAAAAAUGAUGUUAAUGAUAAAGAUGAACCGCAUCUUAGACCAAAUGACUCGACCACUAUCACAGAUAGAAGCACACAUGAUAUUACCGAACCACAUGAUGCAGUGACAGGCCCCAUUGAGCCACUGGAACCAGUAAAUACUCACAGUAUGGAGGAGCAAAGUUUAGAAACAUGUCCACAUGAAGAAGACAUCAGUGAUAAUACCAGUAAACAUGGUAACAUUACUACAGAUACAAAUGAAGAUGACAGGGUUAAUGCAGCAGACAGUGCUUCAACAUCUGUGUCUGACAGUAGAUUGAAAAGUGCUGUGUCUGACAGUAGAGUGAGUAGUGAGGUGAUAGUGGAACCAGAAACCUGUAGGGAAAACAUGGAGAUUAGUGAUAAUACUGAAAAUAUGGUCGAUAAUCAACAACAGUUCAUGGCAGUUCAUUCAGAAAACACAAGUGACAGUCAAACAUUACAGAUGUAUAGUCCAACCUUAUUAACUCAGGUGGGGUUUGAGCCUGAUAACUAUCUCAGAGGAUGUAAAUGGUCAGUUGAUGGAACCAAGGUUUUAACAGCAACUAAUGAAAACAAGUUUUAUGUGUACGAUUUUCCACUGGAUGUUGAUACACAGUCCAAUGUUUCUGAAAUGAGGCAUUCACGAGUUAUAUCUGAGACGGGCGGAGUAUAUGAUUACUGUUGGUACAACCAGACCUCGGAUCCAAGCUCUUGCACUUUUCUGACCACAAGUAAAGACAACCCUAUACACAAUUGGGAUGCUAACACAGGACAGCUACUCUCCUCCUACCGAGCCUAUGAUCAAAUGGAUGAGUUGACAGCUGCGUACAGUUUGUGUUAUAGCCUGGAUGGCACAAAGAUAUACAGUGGCUUUAAGAAGAUGAUCCGAGUGUUUGACACAAACAGACCAGGCAGGGAGUGCCAGAGUCGACCAACUUUUGCAGGUAAAGUUGGAGGUCAGGGUGGAAUUAUUUCCUGUUUGGCACCGAGUCCUCAGGGAAAUCUCUACGCUGCAGGGUCCUACUCCAGAAGUAUUGGACUGUACUAUGAACCACAGGGGGAGGCUGUGUUUGUAUUUGAGGGGCAGCAAGGGGGAGUAACUCACAUUGCAUUCUCACCAGAUGGUACCAAAUUGUUCAGUGGAGGAAGAAAGGAUCCGGAGAUUCUUUGCUGGGAUCUAAGGAAACCAGGACAGAUUUUGUAUGUAGCUGUCAGGAAGGUGGAGACGAACCAGAGAAUUUAUUUUGAUUUGGACAGCACUGGGAGGUACCUUUUCUCUGGUAACCAUGACGGUAUGGUCACAGUGUGGGACACUCAGCAGCCUCCCAUCAAAUUGCGACCAGAUACCGACUUUGUGCUGAAAUCCUUUCAAGAAUUCAGAGCCCAUAACGACACAGUCAAUGGCAUCAGCCUUCACCCUACACAGCCUGUUCUUGCCACAUCAUCAGGACAGAGACAUGUUCCCAGCCUGGAUGAUGAUGAAGAUCUGCCUAGUGACACUGACAGUGAUCAGGAAAACUCUCUCAAACUCUGGUUGUGUAAAUAAAAUACUUGUGUUAUA